UUCCGGAAAAAAUUCUUCCUACAGUAAAAGGCAACAAAAGCAUAUCUCUAUGGUAUAUAAGGUUAAGCUGCUGCGGAGGAGGAGGAGGAGAAGAAUGGUAUCAUGUCCAAUAAUAAAAGGAGUGGACAUGCAGUGGAACCGUGGAUCGAGGCGAUGAUCCAGAACUGCAGCAAAUGCAAUAGGAAAGGCACGGUGAAUGCCCAUGUGACAGAGUUUGGCAAACUGUCGGAAUCUCUGAAAAAGCUGGCAGAGAAUCCAGUGGCUCUGAUGUUCCUUUCUGAUGGAGUUGUCCAGAUCCCAGGAAUCCUCACCAUGGAGGCGUGGAAGAAGCUGCAAGAAGUGGAAGAACAUGACACGUUCCAGAGUCUCACAAACCGCACGGUGUCCUUGCGGAGAUAUAGCCUCACAUUCCAGUGGGACUCAGAGCAGAGCAAAAGUCAGUUCGUCCUGACACUGAACGAACUCGCCACCACUGCAGCCACGGCUGUGAAGAGCUCUGUACCCUGCUGCACCAGUUUACUCACAGUGCGCCAGCAGAUUGGUGAAACCUGGAGAUCUCUGAGGGAGCAGACUUCCUUCCCUGGCGUUACAGCCGAUUCAGUUUACCCAGAGUGUGGUCAGAGGGGGCUACGGGGUGAGCUGCUCCAGGAUAGACUGAACUCUUUGCUGAAGGACUUGAGAGAACAGCUCACAGCAACACCACAUAACUCCACCUCCCAGGACCGACCCACACUCUCCAUGUCUUCUUUCCACCAGACAAGAUGGGAUACAGACCGGAUCAGGUUCAAGAGGGAGGAGCCCUUCUGCAUCCCUUUGUUGCAGCUCUAUAUCCCUGUGCAGCAGUCCAGGCAGAUGCAGGAACUAACUGGCAACUCACCUGUUUCUGUCACCUGUAACUCAGAAUGUGAGGAAGAUGAUUUUCAGCUGGAUUUUGACCUGGAUGAAAACUCUCUUAUGGGUCCUGGAAAGCAGGAGAUGGUACCCUUAAAUCCCUGGGACAUUUUUGCACCUGCACUCGAGAUCACCACGUCUUCAGCUGAAGGGUCCCCAAGGGGUGACAAAGACAAAGAACUGGAGGCUGCUGAGAGCUUAGAUGACUGGAUGCAUCUUUCCUACAUUUGCGCUUUUGACCCCAGUAAGGAGCAGUGCUCUACAAGGUCUUCCACCUCUGCUCUGAGGCCGUUCUCCUUGGUGACAACAAAUUCAACCCUGUCACUGUGCCAAGGACUCUCCGGCCACUCUGGCCCCGGGGACAAUCUGCUCCACCCUCUCCGUCCCUGUCCCCUGCGACAUUCGUUCACCAUCUGGGAACAAGAGACAGAUGGAAAACAGGAGAAGAAAGAGGAUGUUCUCAAGAGGAGAGCAAGGAGUAUGAAAACGGGGUGGCAGAGAACUACAGUGAACGAGGAGCUUGGGCCCAGUGAGAUGGGUGCUAUCCCAAGGAAGAUGCCCACAAAGUUGAGGAGGCCAGCAUCAUCAGAGGCUGCUGGAAAAGAGGCAAGAGGUUAUGACCUUUUGGAUUGGAGGACAACUCAGGAUCAGGUUCCAUGCCAAAAUGGCCCAAAAGCAAUCAGGACCUGUCCAGAUGGAACAUGUUUCAGCAACAGCUACCAGCCAAGACAGUGGCAGACACUAGGUCUCAUCAGGAUUCCUGAUGAUGUUGUGAAGUGGGCAGUGCGCUAUCUGCUUCACGCAACCCCUUCUGAGAACACCAGGCAAGCAAUCAUCGGAGACAAGGAAGGGGGCAAGUUCCCAGCCUAGGCCACCUCAUAUUGUCU
Scleropages formosus (Asian bonytongue) is the source of this 1778-nucleotide messenger RNA. RefSeq lists its product as uncharacterized. The coding region runs from base 103 to 1761 and encodes 552 amino acids. Gene Ontology annotation, cellular component: chromosome, telomeric region; telomerase holoenzyme complex; shelterin complex. The transcript has 13 exons. Gene Ontology annotation, biological process: telomere capping; negative regulation of telomere maintenance via telomerase; protein localization to chromosome, telomeric region. The record is from RefSeq and is a predicted model, not a curated record. Lineage: Eukaryota; Metazoa; Chordata; Actinopteri; Osteoglossiformes; Osteoglossidae. Gene Ontology annotation, molecular function: telomeric repeat DNA binding.